AUGAAAAAUAAAGAUAUAAACAAUAGAAGUAGUAAUAAGAAUAAUAAUAAUACAACACAAAAGAACUUUAUUAUAAUUAUAUUAAUAGCUAUUGUAAUUAGAGUCAUUUUAUACUAUCAAGGUUUUCAUAAUAUAUUAUCACACAGAAAUGAAAUUAGUACACCUUUAACUGCUUUUAAAAGAUUGAUAGAAGGUUUACAUUUACAUAGCGUUGGAUUAUCACCGUAUGCUGGAUCUGCAUAUCAUCAGGCACCUCUACUUCUUUUGCUAUUCAAACCAUUCUAUGAGAGUGUGGCACUGUCACAACUGUUGUUUAUUGUUGUAGAUGUUGUGAUUGCCAUUCUCUUGAGAUCGAUCACCUAUCGUGUACCAAAAGUACUGCCUUUGGAGAUGAGCGGUGACCAAAUACCACCGACCUCGAACUUCCCAAAUGUAGUUGCUGCUCUCUACCUCUUCAACCCAUUCACUCUAUUCACCUCGAUUGGAAUGAGUACAAUUGUAUUUAACAAUCUCUCUGUUAUUACAUCUUUAUAUUUCGCAUUAAAAGGUAAUCAAUUUCAAAGUUUGUUCUUUGUUGCGAUGUCAUCAUAUCUAUCAAUCUAUCCAAUUAUGUUGGUUAUUCCAGUAGCAUUCAUUCUUCAGCAACAGAGACAGACAAAGACAAAAUCAGAUAACAUUGUAUUCAUCUUGCAAUCCGUAUUCUUCUUUGUAUUCUCUUUGGUAUCACUAUUGUAUUUAUCGUUUAGCUUGUUAAACUCUUGGGAAUUCAUUGAAAAGUGUUAUGGAUUUACCAUGAUGGUAGAGGAUUUAACACCAAACAUUGUAUUUGAACAUUUUAGAAAGUUCUUCUUGUUUAUCUUCCAAUAUCAUAUGUGGAUCUACCAAGGUACUGGUAAUGCCAACUUCUACUAUACCAUCAACCUUGUAUUUACACUGGCACAGGUUCUCUUGAUUGUCGAUUCAUUCUCAGUGCUACAAAAACUAGAUUAUAUUAAAAAGUUAAAUUCCAAAAAGGAGUCGUCAUCAUCAUCUUCAUCAACAUCUCAACAAGAUAUGAUUCAACAUCCCAACAAUACAAAAGAAAUAAAACAAGAAUAA
Molecule: messenger RNA, 1098 nt
Organism: Heterostelium album PN500
Lineage: Eukaryota; Evosea; Eumycetozoa; Acytosteliales; Acytosteliaceae
Product: PIG-U family protein
Exons: 5
Coding region: 1-1098 (365 amino acids)
Biological process (GO): protein localization to cell surface; attachment of GPI anchor to protein
Cellular component (GO): membrane; GPI-anchor transamidase complex
Source: RefSeq, a predicted model, not a curated record